Messenger RNA from Pomacea canaliculata, 1124 nucleotides. RefSeq names its product INO80 complex subunit E-like. The coding region runs from base 124 to 876 and encodes 250 amino acids. Gene Ontology annotation, biological process: chromatin remodeling. The transcript is spliced from 8 exons. Lineage: Eukaryota; Metazoa; Mollusca; Gastropoda; Architaenioglossa; Ampullariidae. The record is from RefSeq and is a predicted model, not a curated record. Gene Ontology annotation, cellular component: nucleus; Ino80 complex.
CACCAAUACCAAUGACGUGGAAUCGUCAACUUCCGGUGUUUCUAUUUAAGCGCUACUUGUGUUUUUGAUCUUUUCAAAAGUCGCCACCUAAUUAUAAAAAUUAUUUAAGGGGUUUUGUAAACGAUGAUGCCAGUCCCAGACACAUACUCAGAACCUCAGAUAGAUUACAAACAGAAGUACAAGGCCCUGAAGAAGAGGCUGAAGUUACUUGUCUACGAACAGGAAUGCUUUUUAGAAGAACUGCGAAAGGCUCAGCGAAAGCUACUUAAAGUAGCUAGAGACAGAAGUUUUCUGUUGGAUCGACUUUUACAGUAUGAAAAUGUUGAUGACUCAUCUGGAGACUCGGAUGCAACAGCCUCUAGUGAAAGUGAUGGGGAGAGUCAACACAAAGAUGGAACGCCAGCAAAAAGGAGACGUGUAAGUGGACACAGCACAAAUUUAGGGCAGAGUCAUGGGGCGAACUCAGCAGAUGGAGCUCAGACAGCAACGUCAGCCAGCAUUGCCAGCAUCAUCUUAGCUCAGCAACAGGCUGCAAGCAGCAGCACUGUCAACCAAGAGGGUGGCAAACGAAGAGCCAAAACAUCAACAAAGCGAUCGAAAACAAGUGUAAAAGCAGCGGCAGAGGUUGCAGAGCCUCCAGUCACCAGUACUUCAAGUAUGCCCAGGCAGAUGACACGUGAAGAACUAGAGCGCCACCUAGACUCAAAACAGAAUGCAUUUGGAAUAGAAAAGGCCACAGCCAGUCUUCCUAUGGAGAUCUUCAGCAAUGAUAGCUCAAACCAUGCCAGGUAUAGGCUAGGUUGUGAGAGCGACUUGGCUGGAAAUGGAGGCUUGGCAGAUGAUGAAGAAGACCUCGUCAUUGAUGUUCCUCAGUAACUUGCUGCCGAAUGUUUAAAUAUGCCAACAUUCUCAUUUUCUAUUUUUCACAUUGUAAUGCAUUUAUUUGGUGCCCAGAGAAAAGGUGUGUGUGUUUGGUUGAGAUCUGCCAUAGAUGAAUGCAUAUUUUAUGCAUGUGUGAUGUUUCCAAGUGUGCUCACCACUUAAGUUUCAUGUGUUUGUAUAAAAAAAAGUGAAUUAUUUUGUGUAGAGUUAAAAUUGUUAGAAAUAAACUUUUGUUCAUCAAA